UGCGCUUCAAAGACAGACUGUCGCCAGGACCAAUCACAUUCACGUCCAGGCAGCGAACGUCCAAUGAUCGGCCGCUCCGGAAGCAGCGAGGCGGGCUUUCAGGGUGGGUGUGUGAGAGGCAGCAGGAAAAGGAGGUCAAACGUCCUGCAGGUUGAGGUGGAAAACGUGUGUCCGUCUCCAGCUGGGUCUCUCAGGUAGAUCACCGUGUGUCCGGGGAUCAGAACGAUUACACGAACACACCGGUGCUGCGGGGUCGGUGUGUGUUUGUCCGGGUCGCGCCAGCAGGUUGUUAUCGGAGAGAACGUUAGCAUUAGCUAACAGUGCACCUCGGGAACUAAAGUCAGAAACGGACUAAAAAUACUCGAUAACAUAACUUUUUUUUCAGCCCUUUUCUCAGGCAAUGCAUGUCCCAGCGGGGGUUUUAGCCUUGUAGCUAACUGUAGCUAAUACGUGCGUUAGCGAGUCCGCUGUUUGUUUUGCCUUUGAGAACUUGAGUCACGGUCACAGCCGUCAUGUUUCACUCCGUGCCCCGUCGUCCGAUCUGCGAGAUCGGCGUGAGCACCAUGAGGCUCCGGAGCAGCAGCUCGUUCAGACGGAGCGUCGCGGAGGGAGGACGGCAGCUGGAGAAGGUGCCGUGGCUGAGCAGGAGCAUGGGCCUGCUGCUGUCCUGGAUCCAGAGGGCAGGUGCGGACGAGGCCGCCGCCGGGUCAGCCCAGAAGAGGAAGGGCUUGCUCUCCAUAUUCGCGGACCACUGCAGCUUUGUGACCGGGCAGAGGCUCCGACGCGCCUGUCAGAUCGGCGAGCUGUACUCCAACCUGUACUCCGAGCGCACCAGGUGGAGCCUGGUGGGGUCAAUAUGGCGCAGACUUCAGAACAAGCAUGCCCCCACUGGCAAACUCUUCGCCGCCCUGGCCGGUGUCUUCAUGUGGGACAACGAGAAGAUUCAAGAAGAGGAAAUUCGCAGGUGUGGGCUUGAGAUCCUGGAGCUGGAUGCUGCAAAACGCCACAAUGCAUCUUUGGGCCCUGUGACUGGACAGCAGGAUUCAUGCUGGGAAGUUGUGAUUGAGAAGAAAGACUUUAGGGUGUGGAAGAGGCCCAUUCCCAACAGUCACCUCUACGAAUACAGAGUGUUUGGCUCCUACAAUGAUGUCACACCGAGACAGUUCUUCAAUGUACAGUUGGAUACAGAGUACAGGAAGAAGUGGGAUUCUCUGGUUAUCAAGCUUGAGGUGGUGGACAGAGAUGUCAGCACAGGCUCUGAAAUUGUGCACUGGGCAACACACUUCCCUUAUCCCAUGUACUCAAGGGACUAUGUCUACGUGCGUCGCUAUGAUGUUGAUGUUGACAACAACCUGAUGAUCUUAGUAUCCAGAGCCGUGCAGCAUCCCAGAGUCCCAGAGACUCAGGACUUUGUGCGAGUCCAUUCGUACCAGUCAAAGAUGGUCAUUCGUCCUCACAAGUCAUUUGAUGAGAAUGGGUUUGAUUACUUGCUGACCUACAGUGACGACCCUCAGACUGUCUUUCCCCGUUACUGUGUGAGCUGGAUGGUGUCAAGUGGUAUGCCUGAUUUUCUACAGAAGCUGCAUACUGCUGCCUUGAGGGCCAAAAACUUGGAGGUUGGGAUCCACGACUACGUAGGUGUCAUUAAAUCCAGCGACAACAACCGCCAGCCGAGCCAGGAGCGUCACGGUGGUUCUGGUCAGAUCUACGCUUGAGAUGGAUAUUUUGCAGAUCAAGGGGGUAUGUGGGUGGUGAAACCAAACCCUCCAACAACAACUACUUUGGUACAUAGUGUAAACUGUGAACUUCAAAUGGAAGUUGCAACCAACAGUGACGAAAUACACUGGAAGUCCAUCCAUAGACAUGGUUAUAUUGGUUGUAGAUGAGUUGUCACAGUUCUCUGGAGCAAAUGUUGCCAUGGAAAUUGUCAUCCAGACUGCCGCCCUUGGCCAACCAAUGCCAUGUGGCAUUUUCUGCCUCUUUUAGUAAUGAUGUGUAUCCUGCUACCAUUGGUACAGUCGAGCCAAAAUUGCCAAUUGUAGAGAUGCUGUUUGCAAAAGCAGUGUUUCUCUCAAUUUAAUGUUCUUUGUCUUGUCUUCCAUUGCUCAACACGGUUUCCUUGAGGUUGUUCAUACAGCCAGCAGCCACAUCACUUUAGCAGCAUCCCCAUGGAAAUGGUUGCAUGGCAGUGGACAUAGAAUGGUAACUAGAACUAACUACUGGUUGGCAUUUUCACUACAACAUAAAAACAUGGCCAAGAUCUCUGCGCUGACAGAUGAAGUCCUGCACUGAGGCCUCGACAGGAGAUCCUUUCUAACAUGUUCCCGCAUUUCACGGAUUUAAAGCAACUGAUUUCCUGUUUGCUUGCAGCAUGAGCAUUUUGAUUUUCACACAACUGGAAAAAACUCUUUAACCCAAUGAAGCUGUUAUUGGAACAGAUGUCCACUGAGUUGAAAAUGUCAAGUGUAGUGCUCUUUUGUGUUUGGGGGAUGGCAUUGGUUUGGUGUCAGCACAGUUGAGGUGUCACACUGUCCAGUGUUGACAAAACAGCCUUCUGAAGGUAAACCAGUCCUUUAGCAUUUGGGGCAUAGUGUCUUAUUACAACCAAAUAAAUCCUCAGAUACAAUGGUACUAAUGCACUUCCAGCAAGGCGACCCUACUGAGACACAUUUUAAUAAACCAGCUCCUCCUUAGAGAAACAUUGAGCACUUGUGCCACAUAAUUAUUCGCUUACAUUUCACACCAUUUAUUCAGCUCAGAAAAAAAAGUGUUAUUCCAGUGUCGACGUCAAGUGUCACAUAAGUUUGCACUAUUUGAAUUAUGGGUGUUUGUGUUUUCUGUGUUACAAAAUUCAUAAAACCAUAACCUGUCAACUGGAACUCCCUGUUCUUAUUUAUAGAACAAGCUCUGUAACGUUUUUCUCCUGCAUUGUGUUUAUAUGGUUUUUACGUGUUGGUCCUACUCAAACUCCAUUAAAUCCCUCCUUUCGUUAGUCCAUAGACCGUUUGCAGGGGGUGUUUUUUUGAAUGUACAAAAAGCACCACAUGCUGUGGAAUAAAAAAGGCCUAAUAAAGUACACCGUUUACAGCAUGACAAUCUGGUGCAAGUAUCUUUAAAUACAUCUGUGUUUAACACAUCUUGCACGAGUCAGCAGCAUGUAGGGUUCCACUUGAAGGAAGUCCCACAUAAAGUAUUAAUAUAUCCCCACUGUUUUAAAAACAAUGUCCAAUUCUGUUCUGUAGUGAAGUAUUUUACUGCUGUUUGAUUUUUAUAAAUUGCAGUUAAACGUGUGCUUGAUGUGCUUGAACAUGUGAGGGAGGAAAUGAAAUGUUUUUGAUAUUUAUCUUGUGUCUUGUCAAAAACAAACUGACAAAUGAGAUCUCACUGUCCCAAUUGAACAAUAUUCAACACUUCUCUAUGUUCAGCUUGAGAAUGUAAAAUUUUGAUGAUCUGUCAAACAUCGACACCUGCGUGCCACCUGCAUCAGUCUGUUAUUGUGUGUUUCUUUCUUGUUUUUUAUUUUCUUACUCUGUUUGUGGAUUAAUUUAGGAACUGUGUGGAUAAUUCUUUUAGCUGGAGCACUUGUAACCCUGUGAUUUCAAACGAAAUGGAAGCGCUACUAAUCAGAUCAAAUAAACUGACCUUCAUGUGUGUCCUACUGUU
Paralichthys olivaceus (Japanese flounder) is the source of this 3663-nucleotide messenger RNA. It is a transcript of the gene stard7, whose product is annotated as StAR related lipid transfer domain containing 7. Lineage: Eukaryota; Metazoa; Chordata; Actinopteri; Pleuronectiformes; Paralichthyidae. The record is from RefSeq and is a predicted model, not a curated record. Gene Ontology annotation, molecular function: lipid binding.